UUACCGUAUCAAAGUUCUACUUAAAGCCCCACCUAAGCUUCAGCUAUACUCAACAUUCUCUCUCUCUCUCUCUCUCUCUCUCUCUUUCUAUCGAUUCCUUUUGUGUGUAAGGUUCUUAGAGCGUUCUUGAGAUUCAAUGGCAAACACCAUGGCAGAUCAUGUUCUGAGUGAGGAACAGAUUGUCGAGUUUAAAGAAGCCUUUGGCCUAUUCGACAAAGAUGGAGAUGGUUGCAUUACCGUUGAUGAACUGGCGACUGUUAUCCGGUCACUGGAUCAAAAUCCGACCGAGGAGGAGCUUCAGGACAUGAUAAGCGAAGUUGAUGCCGAUGGAAAUGGGACUAUAGAGUUUGCAGAAUUCCUCAACUUAAUGGCCAAGAAAAUGAAGGAGACUGAUGCAGAGGAGGAGCUGAAGGAGGCUUUCAAAGUUUUUGACAAGGAUCAAAAUGGCUAUAUAUCAGCUACUGAGUUAAGGCAUGUAAUGAUCAAUCUGGGUGAAAAAUUGACUGAUGAAGAGGUGGAGCAGAUGAUCAGGGAGGCAGACCUGGAUGGUGAUGGACAAGUCAACUUCGAUGAAUUUGUCAAAAUGAUGAUGAACAUCGGAUAAGCACCUAGUCCUCGAUCGACAAUAUAUGAUUGAAGAAAUUUCUUAUUCAAAUUCAUUAAUUUUCAACCUCAUUUUCUCCUAAGAUCAAUAAGUGUGAUUAAUUACUAGUCCUCAUGUUCUUGUCGUACGUUGUAGUAGUUUUAUGAUGUGUCAAUGACCCAAAAUUAUUAGAAUGACACCAUGGACAAUCAUUACCAUUUGAUUAGUUCAAA
Molecule: messenger RNA, 816 nt
Organism: Juglans regia (Persian walnut)
Lineage: Eukaryota; Viridiplantae; Streptophyta; Magnoliopsida; Fagales; Juglandaceae
Product: calmodulin-like protein 8
Exons: 4
Coding region: 137-604 (155 amino acids)
Molecular function (GO): calcium ion binding; enzyme regulator activity
Source: RefSeq, a predicted model, not a curated record